AUGAUUUCUAUAGUUACUUAAUAUAUAGCCCUGCAUUAUACAAAAUUAUUCAUCAAUGAGUUUUGCAAUAAUCUAUUUUAAGAUAAAAUAUAUUUUAGCUCUAUGUCUACUAAUGUUGUCUCUCUUAGAUUAAGUAGAGAAGUAUACAAUUUCCCUGUAAAUCUUUAAUUGAUAAAUUCAUUUCAUCAAAAGAUUAUUGAGGGUAAAGUCAUGAUAAAUAAAAAGCAUUAAUAAGCUCUUAGUAAUAUUAUGCGUACAUUUUAUCGACAAGAAGAUCCAACUAUUGUUUAAAUGAUAUAAAAAAAUCCAUACUUAGUAAAUAGUUGGUUUCAACAGAAUGCAACAGAAAUAAGCUAAUUAGAACUAUUAGCUUAGGAAAUAUUAAAAAAUUCUAGUUAUUUAAGCCCAUUACUCAACUCUAUAGGAUAUUAUAACCAAAUAAAUCAAACUAUUGCUAAUUAUUAAAGAAUUCCAUUUAAAUAGAUAUUAUAAUCAUCAUCUUAAGAUGGAAUACUCUUCUCUAACUUUUUCAAUUCAUCUCUUUCAUCUGUUGAUGAUUAAAAUUGUCAUUUUGGUAGAUUUAUAUAUGAUCCAAGGUGUAGAUUUUGGUAUAUGACUGAUGUAAACUAGACUUCUUUUUUUAUGAAUCCACCAUAAAUUUCUUAGGGAAUGACAACACCUUAUUUGUCACAGCAUGGAUGUCAGAAAAUGUUAUUUUAUAAUACGACAACAAAUACUAUUGAAAUAUAUAAAGUAUAAUGCAUUGAAGCUAUGCUUAGCAAUUUAUACAGCUAUUUUGAAAAUGUUAUUCAAUCUUCGAAACAGUACUAUAUAAUAGAUCCAAGGACUUUAUAAAUCUUAUAUAAUUCUAGAAAAUAAUAUAACCAUUCCACUUUAAAUUGGACAGAUAAUUUUUACAAUAUUGAAAUUUAAUAUUCGUAAGACAAAGUUUCAUCCUAAAAUCUACUUGAUGUGAUAAACUCACACUUUAGUAAAUGGACUUUUUUGAUAUAAAAUAACUAUACAAGCAUUCUGCAAAUGAUAGAUUUAAGUAAAAAUAAUAUCAUUUUAGACUAUAACAGAAACUCAUCGAUAUACAAAGUAAUUAUUAACCCAGUUAUUGGCUAUGAUGAUAUUCCAAAGCAUAUCAGCAAAUAUACAAAUAGUCAAGGUUAGUAGUUGUAAUAUGUCUAUCUACAAAUUAAUUUGAUAUCUGAUGAAGAAUUAAAGGCUUAAACUAACUAAUUAAUUGAAUUUUCUUCUAAAUUAUUUUUGAUAAUUCAAAUACUUCUUGAUAACAAAUUUAAUAACUUAACCUCUCAUUUGUUUAACUUAAGAUUUAAAUCGCAUUAGUUAGUUAAAUAAAAUUGUUGA
This is a messenger RNA of Tetrahymena thermophila SB210, 1374 nucleotides long. RefSeq names its product tetratricopeptide repeat protein. The record is from RefSeq and is a predicted model, not a curated record. Lineage: Eukaryota; Ciliophora; Oligohymenophorea; Hymenostomatida; Tetrahymenidae. The transcript has 3 exons.